GCACCCCCCACUCCGACUCCCGCCAUGGCUUCCAUGGGGCUGCAGGUGAUGGGCAUCGCGCUGGCCGUGCUGGGCUGGCUGGGCGUCAUACUGUGCUGCGCGCUGCCCAUGUGGCGCGUGUCGGCCUUCAUCGGCAGCAACAUCGUCACUUCGCAGACCGUUUGGGAGGGCCUGUGGAUGAACUGCGUGGUGCAGAGCACGGGCCAGAUGCAAUGCAAGGUGCACGACUCGCUGCUGGCUCUGCCGCAGGACCUGCAGGCGGCCCGCGCGCUCCUGGUGGUCAGCAUCGUAGUGGCCGCGCUGGGGGUGCUGCUGUCCGUGGUGGGCGGCAAGUGCACCAACUGCGUGGAAGAUGAGAGUGCCAAGGCCAAGAUCAUGAUUUGCACGGGCGCCGUCUUCCUGGUGGCUGGCCUGCUGGCCAUCGUGCCCGUGUCCUGGACGGCGCAUAACGUCAUCCGCGACUUCUACAACCCGCUGGUGGGCGCGGGCCAGAAGCGGGAAAUGGGCGCGGGUCUCUAUAUCGGCUGGGCCGCCGCGGGCCUGCUGAUGCUCGGCGGGGGGCUGCUCUGCUGCAACUGCCCGCCCCGCACCGACAAACCCUACUCUGCCAAGUACUCGGCUGCCCGCUCCGGCCCCGCCAGCAACUACGUCUAAGGCUCGGUGGAUUCUUAACCCCGCAAAGA
Suncus etruscus (white-toothed pygmy shrew) is the source of this 683-nucleotide messenger RNA. RefSeq names its product claudin 4 (gene CLDN4). The transcript has a single exon. Gene Ontology annotation, cellular component: plasma membrane; bicellular tight junction. The record is from RefSeq and is a predicted model, not a curated record. Gene Ontology annotation, molecular function: structural molecule activity. The coding region runs from base 25 to 654 and encodes 209 amino acids. Gene Ontology annotation, biological process: bicellular tight junction assembly; cell adhesion. NCBI's taxonomy places the organism in Eukaryota, Metazoa, Chordata, Mammalia, Eulipotyphla, Soricidae.